Molecule: messenger RNA, 7755 nt
Organism: Oikopleura dioica
Lineage: Eukaryota; Metazoa; Chordata; Appendicularia; Copelata; Oikopleuridae
Source: the annotation of a GenBank genome assembly
AUGACCCAGGGAAGACAUAAGGAGACGAACCAGUUUCGUUUUCGUUCUUUCAACGAACGAAUUCAAGGCGUUCGGGUAUCUGCUGCUCAUCGUUUACGAAGUGAUCGGGCUGUAAAACUCGCUGCAGAAGAUGCGGAGUCAGCUUUUGUUGCUUCGAUUGUCAGAUGGAUGGAAUUGGACCUCUCCCGGCCGUUCCAAAUGUUCACGCGCGAACUAGGAAUAAAAGUCGACAGCUAUGCUCUGGUCAUCGUUAACCAGGACAUGAUUUUCAACACUCUAUGUCGACACAUCUCGCUUAAACAUCUAGAAGAAAAUAGUCGUCUAGCAUUACCUGCCCUGCUUGAGUUUUUCGUCGCCUUGUCGACAGACUUAGCAUCGGACUUCAACAAAUACUUUUUCAAAACAUUUGAUCGUGUUUGCGAUCUUCUGAAAACACAGGAUCUCGAACUUUUGGAACACAUAUUCACCUGCUUAUCGCGUCUAAUCAAGCUCUCGCAGCGAUACCUCCGAGAAGAGAUCUUCAGAACGUUGCGUUCUUUCGUCGAAUUAGUGACAAAAGACACACGCCCCUAUAUCCAGUCAUUUGCCGGCGAUGCGUUUGCGUUUCUCCUUCGUAAACACGCAAUUACUCCAAACUAUAAUGUCUCUUUCUGGUCAAGAAUAUUUAAUGAUUUUCAAAAGGAAGAUAACUCGUCGUCAGCUACUUGGGAUGCCUUUGGUAUGUUGGUUUUUCAGGCUGUCCGUGGUGUUCAAAAUGGACUGGACUCCCGAUUUCAAUCAGUUAUGAAGCCUCUCCUGGCCUGUGAAGAUCGGGGUUCCUCCGAAACUAUCCAGAAAUCGCUUGAACUUAUUUUUGGACAUAUUCACCGCGAUAAAGCAAAAGAUCUUCUUUCUCUUCUACUCUCUACCGUUAUGGAAGAAGAAAGAAGAAUCGAGGUCCUCACGCAGCUAGUCGACUUCAAGGGCGGUGUUUGUGUAUAUGACGUGGAGAAAAUUCUUUUAUUCAUCAAAAGCCGUCACGACGAAAGGUCAUUUUUCGGCUACACUGAACUUGUACGAGCUCUCCUGCAGUCAAUAAUUCCAAUUGGGAAUCAAACACGUGGCCAUCUUAUCUUUUAUCUGCGUGAGGCGUUGAUGACUGAUGAACAGGGAACACGAAUUAUACAAAUAUUGCAUUCCAUCGUGGGGAAAGAUUGGUUCGGCUGUGCAAUUCAAUAUUACGGCGCAUCUUCGGAAAAUAGCCUGAUGACGGACAUUGCUUAUGUAGGCGCUCGUGGUUCCGCUGAACAAGCUACAAUUAUCGCGUUCUUCCUCGCAUAUAUCAAUACAAGAUAUGCCUCCUGCAUGUUUGAGGAACAUCAGUUCAAGAUUUUUGAUUCGAUGACUACUGAAGCACGACGAGCACUUUCAGACAACUUCUUAUCGAAAAAAUCAGUCGAUCCCGAGCUCUCUUGGCCAGCACUGUUCAUUCUAAGUCACCUGGGAAGUAAAAUAGCGUCCUUGGCGAACUACAAAGAACAGAUUCGAAAAAUAUCCGACCACUGCAAAGGGCAGCUCUACUUCGUCACUGGAUUUGAAAAGACUAUUAUCGUUGAUUUAGAAAAGAGUCCUGCCAAUCUCAGUUUACUGAGAGCUAUGAAAGCGGCUCUUUUUUAUUCGCAAUAUAAAUUUGAGGGCAUCGACAAAGAAAAGAUAGAGAAGAUAGUCGCGCCUAAUUUACAACACUGGAAUUACGCCGUUAGAUUCUACUCCCUGCAAAUCCUGAUCAGGAUCUGCGACGAUACAAAACAACUCGAUAUUUUCAACACUUUGCUGGACGCAGAACAAGAAGGAGUCUCUAUGGCCACGUACAGAGAUCGAUUGAGAUUCCUUCGAAAGAUUGGAACAGCGCUCCACGCAGAGGGCAUUGGAAGUCAAAUCUAUUCAUAUUAUCUCUACGGAUCGCUCACGAUCAACUUUACUCUUCUUAGCCAAGAGACGAGAAAACUGUUGUCGGAUAACCUUCGACGGCAAUUCGAGAGUGAUAGAAAAUCAACGGCGGAAUUCUGGCUAAAUCACAUGGAAAAUAGUAUGAAAUAUAUCACUUCUGCUCCUGAAAGUCACGAAGGCGACUACUGUAAAGAUUUUGUGGAUUUCCCUGACCUCAAAGCAGCAUUUUGCCCAACAAGAGAAGGAGUGAAAGAAUUACCAGAUUGGCUGAAUAUACGAGAUCAAGUUUGGAGCAUUUCUGAGUCACUUGCGGACUUUCUCGAGCCAUUUUCGAAAAAGAUCAUGCCAAUGUUUUUCGAUUUUUAUCAAGAAGAGUACGUACGCAAACUCAAAUUCCAAAAUGUUCUUCCACUGGUGAAUUCCUCUGAAGACAAGGCCAAAGUAUCACGUCAAAAGACGAAAAAGAUGCUUGAGAGUGUACUCAAGCUAUUUGCUAAGUUCAAGAAUCCUACUUCCCUGUACCGCGAGCCAGAGCUUAAAGCAAUAUGUAUUGAGCUUUUGCUUCAUCAGGAUUUUGUUCUUCAGCGAUGUGCAGUGGAUUACUUGGCAGCAUACAAAAAAUCAGUGGCUGCUCGACAUCAUGUCUUACUUCAAGAACUUUGCGACAAUGGUGCUUAUCGCUCCAGAUUCACGAAACUUAUGUCCUCUGACCAUGAGAUCAACGUGGUCGACUACGAUCAAGUUGUAACGUAUGCACUGCGCAUAUCCUUCGGGAAAAUGCUCUCGCAGAUCAAAGAAAAGGCGGGUAAGAAUUCAGCCCAGGUUCGCCAAAAGUUCAUUGUCCGGCAAAUCGCAGACUCUGCUGUUGUCCACCUUCAGAACUUUUAUGAUCUGUCAACUCAAUGUCUGCCCUACCUGAUAGAAGCAAACGACGGAUCAAAAUGUUGGCCACUUGGGAAGCAAAUUGGAACACUGCAGACCAUCCACGCCAUCAUAAACAAUGUGAACUGGGGUAGUCAAGAAGUUAUGGAAAGUUUCCGAGUGCAGAUUUUAAAAGCUCUGGUCCAGUUCGGAAACUACACCGCCUUUUUACUCAGCCUCGAAAAUGUGCGUCCAAUGUGCAAGAGCCAACUUAAGGAUAUACGAACCCUUGCAAUCAAAUCGCUGCUAGACCUCUCCGAGCGGACGAAAAUACCGUAUUUGGAAGACGAAAAGGAAAUCAUCUUCAAAUGGAUUGGUGGCUUGAUUGUCAACAUGAAGCAAGAUAGUAUUGACCAGGUUGGACCUACACAUCGUCUUGUUUGUGCUUGGGCAGGUUCCGAAUACACGAGAGACAUGUUGCUUUUCAAGCUCGAUGAAUUCACUGUUCUCUAUCAUUUGGUUUCUCUUCUUCAAUGUUCGAACGUAGGAAAACCUGUGGUUGCGUCAAUCAUUAAAGUUGUUUCUCAAAUUUUCGCCGAUAAAGAGGAUUAUUGGCCAGAAUCUCUUCGCAACGCUGUCGACAGAAUCAUUCCAAUACUAAUAAAUUACUUUGUACCAUCAAUCGAGAACAGCAAAUCCGGUGCAAUGGACAAAGAAACACUCCAGCUCAUCAUUCUCAUCUCACUCGACAUCGACCAACCAGAGUUUUGUUCUAAACUCAUUUUCAUCAUUCUUGAUCAGUUUAAAUCAAGAGUACAGCAUCUCAAAAAAGAAUUACUGUCAAGUAUAGCACAGCUAAUACCCAAAGCAGAGGAUAACGAGAGCGAUCAGAGUCUGUUUGCCAGUAAGCUUGUUGGACUCAUCACAACAGUCGGAGAUGAGACUGGGGUACGGAUGGAGCUUGUAAAUUGCUUUGAGGCUCUAUCCAAAAAAAGUAAAAGCUACGAGGGUAUUUUUAAAAUCGUUCGAGGAUUCAAUGCAGUAAGAAAACAUCUUCACGAUCCAAUUGAUUUCGAUAAGAGAAUAGACACAAUAAAUUCGCUUACCGAUGAGGCAAAUACCUUGCCAGACUUCAGCCAGAACUUUCUCUAUUGGAGAUGCGUCAUGGUUAGCUGCUUGUAUCAAUUCAAAAGUGUGGAUGACAUGUCAAUUCAAACCGCCACAAAUCGUCUGAUAUUCUCAAUUAUCGAAAAGAUUGACUCGCAAAAAGAUUCUAAUUUUUUCGUGCAGUUAAUAAAGGGUGUUGUUCUCCCUGAAAUUCGGCGAAUGUUGAAGUCUCGGAACGAAAGGUUAAGACACGAAUAUGUUGGUAUUUUCGCUAAACUGGUGGUCCUUUUCUCGACUGAUCCCGAACUUGGACAAUUUUCUGGGCUAUCAAACGAUGAUCCAGAUCAAGACUUCUUCCAGUUAGUGACACAUAUUCAGUACCACAAAAGACGUCAUGGGUACAAGAUCAUUGUUUCAUAUAUAAACGAUGGUCAUAUAAAAGGAAUCGCUGCUAGUCGAUACGUGUUUCCUAUCGUGUUGAGCACCUUGCUAGACCCGAAAUUAAGUGGUCAGACUGCAGUAUUGGAAGAAGCUCUAGAUGUGGUCGGGGCAAUCGCGAGAUCCAUGCCUUGGAGUACUUACCGACGACUCCUGGAUAUGCAGCUAAACUUGGCGCUAAAGAACUCUAAGGUUUCGACUGAUCAAAAAGAACCAGACAAAAAAUCGAAGCGCACAAUCAUGCCUCAACGAGAUCAUGAGGCUGAGUUGAAAAUGACGGUCAAAAUCAUUUGCAAAGUAUUGGACUCUGUCCACUGGCCCCUGGACAAGCUAGACGAUAAUUUCAUUUACUCGGUAACCAGAUUUUCUCGGGAGAGCGGCGUCACUAUUAAACAUAUUCGCGAGUUCGAAGAGAUUCAAUUACAGAAGGAAAAGAAAUCCGAUGAGGAGAGCGACGAGCCAAUGGUAAUCGAUGCCUUGAAAUCGAGUGAAGGUCAAACUAUCGAUGAUCACGAAGAAGAACCAGACGAGAUAGUAAAUGAGCCCGAGGAGAGCGAUAAUGAAGCGGAUGAUGACACGAUGGAAGUCGAUAAGUCUACCGAAGACAAGUACCCGAUUCAACUUCUCAAGAAAGUUUACACGCAUUUACACUUGGUCGUCCGUCCAAAAUUGUAUAAACUGGUUACCCGCCGAGAAGAUGUUAAUGUGGACGCAGAAGCAGACGAGCAAGUUAUUCACAUUCCACUAGCUUCUGCCCUGAUUAAAGUUCUUUGCACUCUUGGCGAGGAAGCUAUCCGAUCUUACUGUCCAUCUAUAAUUUUGAAAAUUGUGGAUAUGCUUCGAUCGAGGAACUUCUCUCAGCGUGAGAUUGCAAGAAAAGCGCUCGUUUCUGCAUUAAAUAUUCUCGGCGAUAGGUGGUUCGGCCUUUUCAUUGAGGAGCUCAAAGCGGGUCUUCAGCGUGGCUACCAAAAGCAUGUCCAAAUUGCGUCUAUCUCGGCGCUACUUCAUGGCCAUGACUAUGAAUCUGGUGCUGUUGACGAGCAGAUUCCGGCGAUUACGGAAACUCUUCUCAGCGAUCUCGUCGGUGAGCAAGGAAAAGAGAAAAAAAUUGGAAAGAUUGUUGGGAAGACACCCGAAGCAAAGGGAAAGAACUAUUCGAUCGGAUGUUACAAACGUCUAGCGCAAAUCGUUUCUCCUGGUGCCUUGACCUCGCUGAUGCAACCAAUUAAAGAUCGUAUUCUAAAAUCAACGGAUUUAAAAGAUCACUUGGCACUCUUUAGUGCAUUGAAGGCGAUAUGCGAAGGUUUGGUAUCUAAUGACGCAUUCAUUGGUGAUCAUCUGAUCAUUCUCUCUGCUCAAAUUCUAACUGACAACGCUGCCGAAGAAGAAAAGCAAAACGAAAGUGCGGAAAGCAAGCAAGACCAGUCACAAAAGAAAAGUUGCCUUCUUCUGGACGAUAAUGAUACCGUCGCUCCAAAAGUCAAAGCUGGGCACAAGAAAAUCACGAACAAACAUUAUUUGAAUCAAUUUGCCCUAUCGUUACUCAUUUCUGGAAUCAAGUUUGACAAGAUUGAUCUUUCGAUAAACUCCGAUCAACUAGAAAAGCUUGAUGGAAUACUGCACAUUAUCAUUAAUAUGCUUGAUUCAAACAGGCACAGUGACGAGGCCAUGUUCAUCUUUAGACUUCUCCAAAGGAUGCUUAAAAAUCCCCGCUUUUCAACCCUUCAUGAUUCGAAACAGUUCACAAAGCUCGCAGAAAAGCUCUUUUUUGUGCUCAAGAAUCAGUGCCGUGGAAAUGCAUCUAACUCGGAGUAUGUCUCUGCAGUAUUCAAAGCUGUUACUGCCUUGAUCUCGUCUGAUUACGGUCCACUGAGUGACGACUACUUAUUGGUUCUACUUGGCUAUGCUGAGGAAGACUUAUUCAACAAUGAAAGGCAGGCUACGGCUUUUCCGCUUUUACAUGCAAUGCUAAAGAGGAAUAAAGUGUGUGACGAGAUGGAGUACAUAAGCACGAAAGUAUUUAAGCUUUCAAUUCAGGCGGAUACUGAAGCCGGGCGUUCCUCUGCUCGAAACUUCUUUAUUCAAUUCCUGAUUGAUUACCCACUCGGCCCGACUGUACUGGACAGAUAUAUCAAUAAACUUCUCGGAAACACGAACUAUGGCAUUGAUACCGGUCGUGAGUCCGUCAUCGCUAGUAUUCGACAUGUCGUCUCAAAGUUUCCAGACAAAAUGAUGCGUCCACGCUGCUCUCUCUUCUUCACGGUCCUUGCUACCUCGUUCUCUACAGACGAAUCUAUUAAAGUUCGUGAAGACGCCUCUGUUGUUUUGAAGGAGCUCACAUCUAAGUACCCAAGCGAGGACUACGCGAAUCUUACUUGUGAGUAUUUGGAGCACGAAGACCCCGAAAAGGUUCGACUUGGGCUGCUUCUUAUUGGAUUUCUGUUGGAAGAACUGAAGGGUAGUUUACAGAUCGAAGUAGUGAUCAACGCGAUUAAAAAUCUGGUGACUAAUGAAGAAUUCGGAUCAGUCGACGAUGCACUCUUGGUUGCAUUAUUUGACGCUCUCGAGGGAUUACUAGAAAACUUUGACCUCGAAAGGUCGUAUCAGUCAGCGAUUGAGUGCUUUUCAAGAGCAGCAGAGCAACAUCUCAGUCAUCCUCAUUCCUGGGUGCGUGAGCGUGCUGCCAAGCUUAUUUACCAGCUGGUAAAAGGAAAGACGCUGAAAGAACUCAACAGCGACUACCCAGAAUUCUGGGAUGAUGCGAAGGUCAGAUCGGUCGCUAUAAGUUGCGUGUUGCAGUUUAAAUGUGCAUUUGUCGGACGGGAAGAAAUGGAACCUUGUAAACUGCUAGUUAUUUGGAUAUUGGACGAAUUCGUGAAAAAGUACGAUCAAGAACUCGAAGAAAAAGAAGGCAAACGAUCGGAACUAUUAUGGCUUACCCAGAAACUCAACGGCGUGGCAGCUGAGGAAAAUUCAGACAGGCCAAAAGAAACUGUGCGUCGCGAGCUAGUUAUUGAACUAUUCAUACAGUUUAUCCACAAGCAUAAGAACGAAAGAAUUCCCCACUUGCACGUGAUGAUGGAGGUUCUAGCGAGAGAGGCGACGGCGAAGGAAGACUCUAGGCAAACGCCAGAGGAGCUGCGGAAAUUAUCGCAUAAAGGUGCCACCGUUGUCGAAAAGAUGGUUGGUACUGUUGCGUUUGCGAAAGCCUGGGACACUGCCCGUAGCGCGCUUUCAAGCAGGAGGGAAAAAAGAGGAAGAGUUAAGCAAGAGAUGGCAGUUACGAAUCCAGAGGCGUUCAACUUAGCGAAGAUCGCCAAGCAAGAAAAAGAGAAGGCCAGGCGGAAACGCCGCCUUCAGGAGAUGAAAAUGUCUGGCGGAAAGAAACGAAGUAAAAUGAACACCCUUGAUAAAAUGUGA